Molecule: messenger RNA, 1887 nt
Organism: Effrenium voratum
Lineage: Eukaryota; Dinophyceae; Suessiales; Symbiodiniaceae
Source: the annotation of a GenBank genome assembly
AUGGAGGCGCCUGAGCAGUUGGAGGAGCUGUUUGGCGGGCUUCAUGACUGGCGCGAUGUGCAGGGAGUGAUGAAGACGAUCUUCCAGGCGCUCUGUGACGUUGCCCACGCGCAAAGCCAAGCAGUGCGGGAGGUUGAAAGAAGAACAGGGGAGAUGCAAGAGGAGCUAAUGGCCGGCCUGAACCGGAAAGCAGACGCUUCUGAGCUCCGAGAUGUCCGUUUAGCUUCAGAGGAGGAGGUGGAGUCGAUCCUGGAGUCGCAACGAGCUGCUGCGGCAGAGGUGCAGGCCUUGCGGACGAACCUCGCGGAGCUCAAAGCGGCCACAGAGAAGCCGGCGCUGUCGGUUUGGGACUUCCGGGUGAGAGAAGGCUUUGGCUGGUCCGACGCGCCAGAGUACUUCCAAGCAAUGGGGGACAACCAGGUAAUGCUGGUGGAUGUGGACCACAACGAUUCGGAUGACCGGCUGGCCAUCAUCCUGCUGGCCUUCCAGGUAGCAAGCGCAAAUGCUGAGCGGCGGAAGCUUUCAGCAGAUGCCUGCAGCUUCCUUUACUUGGACGCAAGGACGUACUCCUCCAGCGGCCUGACGCUUUGGCGCACUUUGCAGCUGGCCACGCGCCUGUCUAUGGCUUUAGCACCCUAUGGCGUGGAGGUUCUGCCUCUUCUGCAGGGCGAGCAUGCUUUGGAGCACAUCGCCAAGUACCUCAAGGUUGCCGAAACCCCUGAGAGUCUGAAUGACCUGGUCCCGGGCGCCGGGGACAUGCUCCGGCUGGCGCAGCGCAAGCAGGACCUUCAGAGCUGCCUCCCACCCCGCAGCACAGCCCGGGUUUGGAUGCUGAGCGGCUUGUGCCAGACGCAGGUUCAGGAUUUGGAUCGCUGUCACAAGGAGUUGGGCAUCCAGUUCUCCUUCAUUGAGCAGGCCCAACCAGCUUGGCAAAGCUUCCCCGUGAAGGACGGGCCACAGCCAGACUGGAGCUUCCCUCCGGCGGAUGAGGCGGGCUUUGGCGUGGAGCCCUCCAACAUCCGCUCCAGUGAGGCGACAUACCCAGAGACCCUCAUGAACUACCUGCGCUUUCAGCAGCUGGUUGCCUCUUGGGGUGCGCGCUAUGUUUCCCCUGCCCUGGCGCGCAGCGAUAGCUUCCUGCCGGCUGUGCCCGGGAAGCCCAUGCUGCCGGUGUCUGGCAGGCCCUUCAAUGUGAUCCCAGGGAAGACGUACACCAUCAAGAAGGCGCUGGACCCAAACCGGGCGCAGCACGCCUUUGCGAAGCUGCUCUCUGCAAGCAAGGUAAAGCACGAGAACCUUCUGCCAGAGCUGUGCAUCGACAGCUCGGACGACUUUGGCAGCGAGCGGCCGGAGCUGGCGGCGGUGAACAAGUACGGCACGUUUAUGGCAGAUGCUAUUUUGGUGGCCUUGGCUGCUGCCCCGUCCCUGCCCUGCUCCAAGCGGCUGCGGCGCCUGGCGUUGGCAGUGGUGCCCCAGCCGGGCAAUGAUGACAUUGUUCUGACCUUCGAGGCGGGGCGCCUGGAGGACUUCCAGGAGUCCCUCGAGGAGAAAGCAAAUCCCACCCAGCUCAAGGAGAUCGUGCGGGAGGCAUGGGGCAGGGAGGAAGGCCACCUGGCGCGGCUCCAGAAGUUGUGCGAUUCCAAGGUGUCCGUCACGGACUUUGCUGCUCUAGCUGCAGUGGCAGAGGCCAAGGCAUCGCUGGCCGAUGUGGAUGCCACGGUCCAGCGCCAGGUUCAGAGGCGGCUUCAGUCACUGAUGUCUGACCACCAGCUGGUGACUCGAACUGACGUCACCAGCCUCACAGAGGCCUGGGGAGAGAGUCGAUGCGAUUUGCCCAAGGAAUUUCCGGCCAUGUCCAACCCGGUGAGAGGCAAUUGGAAGGUGUGA